Topomyia yanbarensis is the source of this 879-nucleotide messenger RNA. RefSeq names its product nuclear receptor subfamily 2 group E member 1 (gene Hr83). Gene Ontology annotation, biological process: anatomical structure development; cell differentiation; regulation of transcription by RNA polymerase II. The transcript has 6 exons. The coding region runs from base 1 to 852 and encodes 283 amino acids. The record is from RefSeq and is a predicted model, not a curated record. Lineage: Eukaryota; Metazoa; Arthropoda; Insecta; Diptera; Culicidae. Gene Ontology annotation, molecular function: nuclear receptor activity; zinc ion binding; RNA polymerase II cis-regulatory region sequence-specific DNA binding.
AUGGCAACCUCUCUGGUCUGCCAUGUAUGUGGUGAUCGAAGCUCCGGGAAACAUUACGGAUCCAUCUGCUGUGACGGAUGUUCAUGUUUCUUCAAGCGAAGCAUCCGGAAGCGUGCACUGUACACGUGUAUCUCUGGCCAGGGCGGUUGUGCAGUUGAUAAGGCUCGAAGGAAUUGGUGUCCAUUUUGUAGACUGCAAAAGUGCUUCACGGUUGGAAUGAAUGCAACUGCCGUGCAGGAAGAACGUGGACCUCGGAAGAAUAGAAAACUACAAGCGAGAAUUAUGCUGAAAAAAUCGGUGCUUUUGAAUUUGAGUGCGGAAUUUCGGACCCCAGAAACCAUUCUUCCAUCACAAAUCCUCGCCCAAGUGCUGGUAGCCUGCAUCCGUCAGGCUCGGGUCAACGAGAGCUUUGCGUCGUUCAGUCGAGAGCAGCAGAACCAAAUCCUUCGUCACGUCUGGUUCGAGUGUUUUAUUCUACGUGUUGCCAACUGGUCCAUCGACAUUUCUUCAAUAGUGGAAAGAUGUGCCGAUGAGUCGCUACGAGAGAUCGUCCAACGAACGAAGGCACUUCGAGUGGAUCUAAUCGAAAUUUCUCUACUUGAAACGAUGAUACUUUGCCGAAAAGAAUUCGCCCUGAGUGCAAAGGAAACUCAACAACUGGAAAACACAUCCGAAACGGCUCUGAUCGCCCUCGGCCAUUACAGCAUGCAACAGAUAAACGCUGUCCGCUUCGGAAAGCUUCUACUAGGAUUGAGAGGUUUAUCGAUGCACUGCUACGAGGCCUCGGUACGUGCAAUGUUCCGAGAGGUCGCCGGCGAUGGUUUAAUGGAGCACUUUGUAACCAAAUUAUAGAGGGCGAAAGGUUAAUGUUUAUGAGUG